Schistocerca piceifrons (Central American locust) is the source of this 3058-nucleotide messenger RNA. It is a transcript of the gene Pat1, whose product is annotated as amyloid protein-binding protein 2. NCBI's taxonomy places the organism in Eukaryota, Metazoa, Arthropoda, Insecta, Orthoptera, Acrididae. The coding region runs from base 118 to 1887 and encodes 589 amino acids. Gene Ontology annotation, molecular function: protein binding. Gene Ontology annotation, biological process: intracellular protein transport. The record is from RefSeq and is a predicted model, not a curated record. The transcript has 12 exons.
AUGAUGGAUGCUACCUCUUUGGGAGACUUUCGUCUGGUUGAUGUCAGUGAUGGCCAUCAGCUGUGGGUCUGGAUGUUGAAUUCUGUGUUGAUAGGCGUCCGUCGAUGUAGGUAAACAAUGGCCGCAGAAAAUGUAGGGGAUUCAGCCGCAGACAAGCGACACGUUUAUAAGACAGCUGAAUCGCUUUAUAAACUCGGUGUAGCUGCUGUUGUAAAUAAUUAUUCUACUUUUAAAGAUGAAAUACGUUCAUUGCCUGCCAGCCUUCUGUUUGAUUUAUAUUACAAGUUAUACCAAGAUCAAACACUCUGUUUACUGAACCUCGAGUUCACGGAUAUCGAUGUGUUUUCAACAAUGUUAAAAGUUUCGAAUAAAAGACUGCAGCUGCUAAGAAGUUUCCAGGCUCUGAUGGACCACAGUAGGAGGAUUACAAAAGACUUAACUGCUGCUUAUAUCCGUAAAUGUAACAGUGUCCAGUUAGAUCCUUCAUCUCGAGAAAAUGUGAUUGAUCUAGGUCUCAGAUUAGGUAACUUCCUUGGUGAUGCGGGAUGGUAUGCUGAGAGUGAAAAAGUGCUGGUAACCUGUAGAGACAUUUGUUAUAUGUCUGACGGGUCUAUUUAUUGCAUCCAGAAACUGCUGGAAUGUUGUCACAAAUUACUUCAUACGCAAGCGGCUUUUUACAAUUUUGAUGGCGCAGAGCAGACGUUUCAACUUGCUUACAGUUUAGUCCAAGAACUAAGAAAGACAGAUAACACCACAAAUCUUGCAGGAUUAUUUACGGAGUUUUCUGUCUUGUAUUUCUCAAGAAGUGAAUAUGCCGAGGCAUAUCGGUGGAGCAUAGACGCAUUACAUCAGGCAGCAUGUGGUGUUCCCGUUCACGUAAUAGUUGAUGUGCUGCGGCAGGUUGCGAAAUCUUGUGUUGUGAAACGAGAAUUUAAGAAAGCAGGACUUCUCUCUCGUCAGUCGGUUUAUCUUGCUAGGGAAGUGUUUGGUGUCAAACAUCCCAAAUACUCAGAUGCUUUAAGUGAUUACGCAUUUUUUCUUCUGAACUUCGAUCUGGUUCGACCAAGCGUUGAUGUAUUUACGAUGGCACUGAAAAUCCGACAGGAGUUAUUUGGAGAAAAUAAUCUUCAUGUUGCUAUAGCCCAUGAGGAUUUAGCGUACGCUCUGUAUGUUCACGAGUACAGCUCUGGCAGGUUCGGACUGGCUAGGGAACAUGCAAAUAUUGCAAUCCAGAUAAUGCAGAACAUUCUCCCAGAAGAUCAUCUGAUGUUGGCAUCAGUGAAGAGGGUUAAAGCUCUGGUCUUGGAAGAAAUAGCACUCGAUGGACUUUUAUCCAGCUCUGGUAUGCAGGAAUUACUAGCUGAAGCAGAAGAGCUUCAUUUGUCAGCGUUGAAAUUAUCCCUUGCUACUUUUGGUGAAAAGAAUGUGCAAACUGCUAAACACUUUGGGAAUCUGGGCCGUCUGUACCAGAGUAUGAAGAAAUUUGAAGAAGCAGAAACAAUGCAUUUAAAGGCAAUAGCCAUAAAAGAAGAGCUAUUAGGAGAAGAUGAUUAUGAAGUUGGUUUGUCUAUAGGUCAUCUUGCUAGCCUGUAUAAUUAUCACAUGAAGAAGUACAAAAAAGCUGAAGCACUUUACAAGCGAUCUAUUGAUAUCAGUUUAAAGCUGUUUGGUGAAAGUUAUUCCGGCCUAGAGUAUGAUUACAGAGGUCUCGUGCAUGUAUAUCAUGAACUUAAAGAAGUUGACAAAGUUGCUGACUACACAUACUUAUUGAACAACUGGAAACUUCAUAGAGAUAUCACGUCCCAGACAGAAUAUGAACCUAUUGACACCGAUGGUGAAGUUCUUUCAAUAAGUGAUAUCACAGCACAGUUUUUCCAGCCUAACUGAAUGAGGUGUCAUGUUUGAGUGUAAUACUCUGUCAAAAAAAUUAACCUCCUUCCAUAGGAAGGAGCAUUGUGCCACAGCUUUAAGUGUUUUGUGAUUCACACAGAAUUCACAAGUACCUGGACACAGAGUAUAUACUGCCAUUCCUUCACAUGUGCAUUACGUGGAUAGAUAGCUUUGUCCUUUUUUUAAUUUAAAAGAACAUAUUUUAUGUUGUUUUGUAUUAUUUUAAAAUGUUUACUUUUUUAUGUUAAUUGUGGCAAAGAUACUCCAUUCAAAGCUUGCUGUCAAGUUAUUGUUAAUAACACUGGUAGUAAUCUGUUACACUUAGGCGCUGGUGUCGUACCCCACGUUAUGUAUGUUGUUGUUUUAAAAUUGUCAUGUACAUACUUGAGAAUGUUUAAUGUUGUGACAAUUGUCUGCAACUUUUUGCAUUUAUAUAAUUUCAUUUGUGAAACGCUGUAUAAAGAAUGCCAGUAAUAUUUGCUGGUCUUUUACUCUUAGUUGUGAUGUUUUAUAUCUUUUAAUAUGUAAGAUGCAUGCUAGUCAAUAGUUCAUUUUGAGAAAACGUGUCCAGUAUUGAUGUGAUGUGCACAAGGAGCCAUGAAACAAUGUCUGUGUAUGGUACUUCCCUUUUAUAUAAAUUAUCUGACCAAGGCAGAGUUGUGACAGUUCAUUUCAUAUUUGAGUUCAUUGUUAUAGUGAAAUUUUAUUUCCAUCUUGUUCUCCCUCUCCACUUCUCUCUCUUUUGUUUUCCUCACCUCCUGUCUGCCUUUAAAACCCUAUCCCCCCACCCCCUUUAAAAUUAACUUAUUUGCAAUUUUGACUGUUUUUAGUAAAUAAAAGAAAACUUGAGGUAACAAUAAAAUUCAGCAUAAAGGAUGUAACCAUGACGCCUGAUACAAACUUUUCAAACCAAUGCCUUGAACUCGAGUACCCCUUAGGGAUUUUAUUGAUUCAUCUCUACGGUGAAUGUUGACAAGUCUUCAUUCCAGAACUACGAAUGAUGUCGUAGCCAUACUUCCAUUAUUUAAGUAUGUAUACAUUGUCUACAUUUACGGAAACUGAUUGUUAGUCCCUUCUUCAUUGCAGAGUAAUUUUUUGCCAUGAAAAUACCAGAACAAAAAUUAGGAGCUUUUGUACCUUGGUAGAGCAGACUGUGAACAGCAACCUA